CGCGCGCCUGGGGGACAUGGAAGCGCUGACGCUGUGGCUUCUACCCUGGAUAUGCCAGUGCGUGUCGGUGCGGGCCGACUCCAUCAUCCAUAUCGGUGCCAUCUUCGAGGAGAACGCGGCCAAGGACGAUAGGGUAUUCCAGCUGGCCGUAUCUGACCUGAGCCUCAACGAUGAUAUCCUGCAGAGCGAGAAGAUCACCUACUCCAUCAAGGUCAUCGAGGCCAACAACCCGUUUCAGGCCGUGCAAGAAGCCUGUGACCUCAUGACCCAGGGGAUUUUGGCUUUGGUCACAUCCACUGGCUGUGCAUCUGCCAAUGCUCUGCAGUCCCUCACAGAUGCGAUGCACAUCCCGCACCUCUUUGUCCAGCGCAACCCAGGGGGGUCACCACGCACUGCCUGCCACCUGAACCCCAGUCCUGAUGGUGAGGCCUACACGCUGGCCUCGAGACCGCCUGUACGCCUCAACGACGUCAUGCUCAGGCUGGUGACAGAACUGCACUGGCAGAAGUUUGUGAUGUUCUACGACAGUGAGUAUGAUAUCCGUGGUCUCCAAAGCUUCCUGGACCAGGCCUCCCGGCUGGGCCUUGAUGUCUCUUUACAAAAGGUGGACAAGAACAUCAGCCACGUGUUCACCAGCCUCUUCACCACGAUGAAGACGGAGGAGCUGAAUCGCUACCGGGACACGCUGCGCCGUGCCAUCCUGCUGCUCAGCCCUCAGGGGGCCCACUCCUUCAUCAAUGAGGCUGUGGAGACCAACCUGGCUUCCAAGGACAGCCACUGGGUCUUUGUCAAUGAGGAAAUCAGUGACCCGGAGAUUCUGGAUCUGGUCCACAGCGCCCUUGGCAGGAUGACCGUGGUCCGACAGAUCUUCCCGUCUGCCAAAGACAACCAGAAAUGCAUGAGGAACAACCACCGCAUUUCCUCCCUGCUCUGCGACCCCCAGGAAGGCUACCUUCAGAUGCUGCAGAUCUCCAACCUCUACCUGUAUGACAGUGUUCUGAUGCUGGCCAACGCCUUCCACAGGAAGCUGGAGGACCGGAAGUGGCAUAGCAUGGCAAGCCUCAACUGCAUCCGCAAGUCCACCAAGCCAUGGAAUGGAGGGAGGUCCAUGCUGGACACAAUCAAAAAGGGCCACAUCACAGGCCUCACAGGGGUGAUGGAGUUUCGGGAGGAUAGCUCAAAUCCCUACGUCCAGUUUGAAAUCCUCGGCACAACCUACAGCGAGACCUUUGGCAAAGACAUGCGCAAGCUGGCAACGUGGGACUCAGAGAAGGGCCUGAAUGGCAGUCUGCAAGAGAGGCCCAUGGGCAGCCGCCUCCAAGGACUGACUCUCAAAGUGGUGACUGUCUUGGAAGAGCCUUUUGUGAUGGUGGCUGAGAACAUCCUUGGGCAGCCCAAGCGCUACAAAGGGUUCUCCAUAGAUGUCUUGGAUGCACUAGCCAAGGCUCUGGGCUUUAAGUAUGAGAUUUACCAGGCCCCAGACGGCAGAUAUGGUCACCAGCUCCAUAACACUUCCUGGAAUGGGAUGAUCGGGGAGCUCAUCAGCAAGAGAGCAGACUUGGCCAUCUCCGCCAUCACCAUCACCCCAGAGAGGGAGAGUGUCGUGGACUUCAGCAAGCGAUACAUGGACUACUCAGUGGGGAUCUUAAUCAAGAAGCCUGAGGAGAAAAUCAGCAUCUUCUCUCUUUUUGCUCCAUUUGAUUUUGCUGUCUGGGCCUGCAUUGCAGCAGCCAUCCCUGUGGUUGGUGUGCUGAUAUUUGUGUUGAACCGGAUACAGGCUGUGAGGACUCAGAAUGCUGCCCAGCCCCGGCCAUCUGCAUCUGCCACUUUACACAGUGCCAUUUGGAUUGUCUAUGGGGCCUUCGUACAGCAAGGUGGUGAAUCCUCAGUGAACUCCAUGGCCAUGCGCAUUGUAAUGGGAAGCUGGUGGCUCUUCACCCUCAUUGUGUGCUCCUCCUACACGGCCAAUCUUGCUGCCUUCCUCACAGUGUCCAGGAUGGACAAUCCCAUAAGGACAUUCCAGGACCUAUCCAAACAAGUGGAGAUGUCUUAUGGCACUGUCCGGGACUCUGCUGUGUACGAGUACUUCCGAGCCAAGGGCACCAACCCCCUGGAACAGGACAGUACUUUUGCUGAGCUCUGGAGGAUCAUCAGCAAGAAUGGAGGGGUUGACAACUGUGUGUCCAGUCCUUCAGAAGGCAUCAGGAAGGCAAAGAAGGGGAACUAUGCCUUUCUGUGGGAUGUGGCCGUGGUGGAGUACGCAGCCCUGACUGACGACGACUGCUCUGUGACUGUCAUCAGCAACAGUGUCAGCAGCAAGGGCUACGGGAUUGCCCUGCAGCAUGGCAGCCCCUACAGGGACCUCUUCUCCCAGAGAAUCCUGGAGCUGCAAGACACCGGGGAUCUGGAUGUGCUUAAGCAGAAGUGGUGGCCUCACACAGGCCGCUGUGACCUCACCAGCCAUGCCAGUGCCCAGGCUGACGGCAAGUCCCUCAAGCUGCACAGCUUUGCCGGUGUCUUCUGCAUCCUGGCUGUUGGCCUCCUCCUCGCCUGCCUGGUGGCUGCCCUGGAGUUGUGGUGGAACAGCAACCGGUGCCACCAGGAGACCCCCAAAGAGGACAAAGAAGUGAAUCUGGAGCAGGUCCAUCGGCGUAUGAACAGUCUAAUGGAUGAAGACAUUGCCCACAAGCAGAUUUCCCCAGCAUCCAUUGAGCUCUCGGCCUUGGAGAUGGGGGGUCUGGCUCCCAGCCAGGCCUUGGAGCCAACGCGGGAAUACCAGAACACCCAGCUCUCAGUCAGCACCUUCUUGCCUGAGCAGAGCAGCCAUGGCACCAGCCGGACACUCUCAUCAGGGCCCAGCAGCAACCUGCCACUGCCACUGAGCAGCUCGGCCACCAUGCCCUCCAUGCAGUGCAAACACAGGUCGCCCAAUGGGGGGCUGUUCCGCCAGAGCCCAGUGAAGACCCCCAUCCCCAUGUCCUUCCAGCCCGUGCCUGGAGGCGUCCUUCCAGAGGCCUUGGACACCUCCCACGGCACCUCCAUCUGACCACGCCGCCUGCCCUCCCGCCCGACCAUCCACCCACCCGACCAGCAGAGCUUUUUAAUACAAGGAAUCAACACAAACCACACACACACAC
Pteronotus mesoamericanus is the source of this 3137-nucleotide messenger RNA. It is a transcript of the gene GRID1, whose product is annotated as glutamate ionotropic receptor delta type subunit 1. The record is from RefSeq and is a predicted model, not a curated record. The transcript has 16 exons. The coding region runs from base 17 to 3046 and encodes 1009 amino acids. Gene Ontology annotation, biological process: modulation of chemical synaptic transmission; synaptic transmission, glutamatergic; monoatomic ion transport. NCBI's taxonomy places the organism in Eukaryota, Metazoa, Chordata, Mammalia, Chiroptera, Mormoopidae. Gene Ontology annotation, molecular function: glutamate receptor activity; transmitter-gated monoatomic ion channel activity involved in regulation of postsynaptic membrane potential. Gene Ontology annotation, cellular component: plasma membrane; postsynaptic density membrane.